AUGUCUGCCCCAGGUAAUAGACACAACUCUCAAGCUCCUGGCAAAUUGUUCCAGUUUAAGCUCGUUUUAUUAGGUGAAUCAGCGGUUGGCAAAUCAAGAGAAAGCACUAUCGGAGCCGCAUUUCUAACACAGACAAUUGCUUUGGAUGAAAACACAACUGUUAAAUUCGAAAUCUGGGAUACAGCAGGACAAGAGCGUUAUAAGAGCUUGGCGCCAAUGUAUUACAGAAAUGCAAAUUGUGCCGUAGUAGUUUAUGACAUAACUCAACCAUCGUCUUUGGAAAAAGCUAAAUCUUGGGUGAAUGAAUUGAAAAGACAAGCUGACCCAAAUAUUGUCAUUGCACUCGCCGGUAAUAAAUGUGAUUUGAGCGCACGUAGAGUAAUUGAUACUGAGAUGCUGAUCUCUUGUUUUUUCGAAACAUCGGCAAAAACAUCCACCAAUGUUAACGAACUAUUUACAUCAAUAGCGAGAAAAAUGCCACUUGAUCAAUUAGCCGCUAAUUCACGUGCACGAGGAACCAAUUUAAAUCAAAGAGGCGUUGAUUUGAAUCGUCCUGAAUUUUCUAGAGAAUAA
Dentiscutata heterogama is the source of this 573-nucleotide messenger RNA. The record is from the annotation of a GenBank genome assembly. Lineage: Eukaryota; Fungi; Glomeromycota; Glomeromycetes; Diversisporales; Gigasporaceae.